Messenger RNA from Blastomyces gilchristii SLH14081, 2362 nucleotides. RefSeq lists its product as uncharacterized. The record is from RefSeq and is a predicted model, not a curated record. Bases 501 to 1556 code for a protein of 351 amino acids. The transcript has 3 exons. Lineage: Eukaryota; Fungi; Ascomycota; Eurotiomycetes; Onygenales; Ajellomycetaceae.
AAUCAUCCUUGUUAGCUCCCCUUUUAGCCCCUUUCUCGUCGCUAUUUAUAUCGCCGCAUCCCCACACAGUGACACCACGGGGACACACGGGACUUAAGCUGUACUUGUUGGGGGUCCCGGGUUGAUCGGCCCUUCUACCAGCAGUGCGCUGGUGGUGACUGAGCUCUUUUGCCCCAGUAGCCUACAGUACUUACUACGUACGCUGUAAGCCGAACAUCGGAGAGCUCUCUCCGCACCGCUUGACCUGUCGGCAAAUGCCUGUUACGCUGGGCUGUCCAUCAGCGCUUCAUAUCAGCAUUCAGCUGAUACCACCCCAGUAUUUCCAAUUGCAUCAAUAUUUCUUCUUACAACGUAGAGAGAGAGAGCGAGACAGCUCUUUGACAGUCUUCCCAAAACUCUCGCCUGAACAAGCUCCAGCGGCCAGCCUCCGCCAUCCUUUACCCCCUUAUUAGUUACUAGUACUGCACAAAAGACCGGGCAACAAAAACCUUACAACCACAAUGCCGAACCCAUACUACACAUUCCCGCCUGAUGCUCCCCUAAACUUCUCUCUCUACUGCCACAAUCGGUCCGACAAGUCGCCACCCCUACGGCCCCGUCUGCCGCAAUGUCGACGUCGCGGUAUCACUCAUCCGCUUCCAGACUGGGUCGACUCGCCCUUCUCCGAUCCUUGGGCAUACACAUCCCCGCAGGCUCAUUGUACACUAUAUACGGCCCUCCCGCCUGAAAUUCGGUUUUUGAUAUUCGAAGUUUUGUUGGGCAAUCGAGUGUUGCAUGUGGAUACCAGUUACUACCGGGGAUACAGAGUGCUCAAAGCCUGCCGGCACACUGGUGCGAGGUGGGAUCGGAAAUUUUGGGACACAGUUAUCAGCGGCUACAACGAGAACAGGAAAGUGACCUGUCAGUGUGGCAAUGGAUCAGAGGAUAGCCUGUAUUUAGAGAUUUUAAGAACUUGUAGGAGGAUAUACUCCGAAUGUAUCCCUCUCCUCUACACUAGAAAUAUCUUCAAUUUCAAUAGAGAUGCAGACACCUCCAUCUUUACAUCUCGACCUUUGCAAAAGCGCUUCCAAUCCGUCUCAUCCAUAGAGUUUAACUUAUCGAACACACCACACCGCAAUGCAUAUCGCUUGCCCGUCACGAGAUCAGCGACGUACCAGAAACUCCUAACCUCGCUCUCCUACAUGGCCCCCGUGAAAAUAGUCCGGCUGCACGUAACAAACCUCCCAGAUAGAGCCGGUGAGCAUGAUCCCGGUGACGUGGAAGACGCGAUCAAUCUAAGCUGGGAGGAGUUGUGGCUAGGGCCCGUGGACAAGCUGGUCCGGCACCUGGCAUCCACGUUGGAGGAGUUGGAGUUUGUGAUCCCGGCGCAUUGCUUUGACUUGCUUUGUCGUGGUGAUAAGGCGGGUGCUAUUGGCGGUGCUGGUGGGGUUGAGGAGACAGUCUUUUGCAAUGAGCUGCGAGGUGGGAAACGCUGUCGAAGAUGGCUUGAGGGGGUGAGCCCUGGGGUGCAGUAUUGGAUCUCGUGCCCUGCCCGGGACCCGAGCCCGGAUGCUUGAUGAUGUGAAUGCAAUCGGGGGGUUGUACCGUCUCUUUACUACUUGGAUGAGAGGCUGGUGUCGUAGGGGCCGAGCAACUCUGUACGUUUUGGCUUGCGUACAGAUAUAUAUGUAUAUACUAGUAUUUUUUGCACCUUGUAAAGUGUGCCGUUACGCUCAAUUGAAAUUCCAGGGUUGGUGCCCUAUAGGUAUUGAGAGGAGGCUCUGAAACACGACCAUCAUGUCAAAACUGACUCUGACUUCCCAAUUCGGUAAAUUCUAUUACCUUAUGGGUCGUCGCCUUUUGAAAACGCCUCCCCCUCCCCCGGGCCAGAAAGAGGUCAGAGGUUUAUUGCCAACGCGGGAGUUGUCGGCGCUAUGCUGAUCAGCACAACGUUGUUUGAACAUUGAAAUUCCCCAGAUAGACCCCGUCCAAACAGUGUGUUGCAUUUGUUGAAAUGGAGUUCUUGGGCCCAGCAAACCAUUUCCAGUUCCUGAUGCAGCAGCCCCAACGUGGGCAGAAACAUGUGGAAUGGAAUCUUCAUGCGGAAACAAGAGGUUUGUUAGCUUCUAUGUGGGUGUUGUGCCGGACAUAAAAGAGGAGGGUAGACAGAAACUCCAUGACAGAUUGAGCGGGGAAGGACCAGAGUGUGGUGUAAGGAUUCUCAUUGAAAGAUUGAGAAUAUGAAGAUAGAAAAAUUAUCAGUGUUGUCAAAGAACACUCCGAUCUGAGAAUAAAGAAGCAAGAAAAAAAGAGUGAGAAGUUGAACAAGAUCUGGGAUUAUAACGUCAGAUCUCCCAGGGGUCAAAAAAGAAACAUUACAGAA